AUGUUCUGGCUUCAGAGAACUUCUGUCCUGGGACUACUGAUUGUGACUAUUUCCUUAGUGUCUGGGGGCAGGCAGUACCAAGGGGAAAAGAUGGAACGCAGGACAGGGCCAGGCUAUUUGAUAGUACCAACAUCGCGAAAAGAUAAACGAGAUGAAAAACAUUUUUCAAAAAGCAGAGAGUGCAUUUCACUGACUGUACUGGAGGACACAAAGACUAUACUCUCCUGCCAUCCUGUACCACAGAACACUUUUCUUCUAGCAACAUGGAAAAUAUUUUUCAGAGACAAUACUUCGUGCACUAGAGCCUACAGGAACGAUACAAAUAAGACCAUUGAUACUAACUGUGCCGAUGAGCGAAUAACCUGGGCCUCCAGACCAGACCAUAAUCCAGACCUUCAGAUUGAUCCAGUGGCCAUCACUCAUGAUGGGUGUUACACCUGUGAAAUUGUAUCAAGGAAUGGGAAUUUCCAUCGUUACUAUCACCUCCAAGUGACAGUACCCCCCAAGGAAAGCAUAUCUCUAAUAGCAAAUAGAACUGUGCUGUGCAAGGCUGUUGGAGGGAGGCCAGCUGCACAGAUCUACUGGAGCCCAGAGGGGAACUGUUCCACUGAGCAACAAGACCAGGGUGAUGGUGCAGUGUCUGUGCAGAGUGAGUGCAACUGGAUGGGGCAUGACGUAUCCAUUGUGACUUGCUUUGUCUCCCAUUCGACUGGAAACAAGAGUCUAUCCUUAAAACUACAUCCAGGUUACAGACCAACAGGAUCAAUCCACUUUGUUCCCUUCUUUGUUCCAUGUAUCACUUUUUCUAUAAUUACCUUAAUCAUCAUGUUACCUGUUUGUUAUUUGAAAAGAUGUGGCUGCAGCUACCAAGUACUCUUGGGUCGUUUAAAAAUCCAAAUUUUUGGAGGAAGAUGGAGCGUCCAGGUGGCGUCCCCGGCGCAACCGGCGGAUGAAAUGCAUCCCUAUGCCAGCUAUACAGAGAAGAACAAUCCAGUCUAUGAUGAUGCACGAAAGAUGAAGACAUCUAAGAUGCUAUAA
Molecule: messenger RNA, 1038 nt
Organism: Elephantulus edwardii (Cape elephant shrew)
Lineage: Eukaryota; Metazoa; Chordata; Mammalia; Macroscelidea; Macroscelididae
Product: cell surface glycoprotein CD200 receptor 1-like
Exons: 7
Coding region: 1-1038 (345 amino acids)
Biological process (GO): regulation of neuroinflammatory response
Cellular component (GO): external side of plasma membrane
Molecular function (GO): signaling receptor activity
Source: RefSeq, a predicted model, not a curated record